Saxophila tyrrhenica is the source of this 1152-nucleotide messenger RNA. RefSeq lists its product as uncharacterized. The transcript has a single exon. Bases 1 to 1152 code for a protein of 383 amino acids. The record is from RefSeq and is a predicted model, not a curated record. Lineage: Eukaryota; Fungi; Ascomycota; Dothideomycetes; Mycosphaerellales; Extremaceae.
AUGGGGCCUCGUGCGCAAGCUGAUGCGCGGGAGGAGGAGGAGGACCAGUUGAACUUCCACAACACUCUGCUGCCCGACAUGGACCUGUCCUCGCCCUCCCCUCGCUCCGCUUCGCCGGCCUCCCAGCAGACACGACCACCGAACCCGCGCAGCAGCACCGAUCCGAGCCCGGCGGUGUUACUGCAGGGCUUGUUCAAGGAGAGGGAGAAGCUGGAGUGGGCGAGACCGAGCAGCAGUCACAGGAACAGGAGUCCAUACUCCAGGAGCCAUUUGAGGUCGAGAAGCAGCGGGUCUGCCUUGCUCAGUGCUCCACAGAUGACCAGAGCACACUCGCUGCCUCUUCCGCAACAGCUGCGGCCGUUUGAGCAGCAGUCUGGCUAUUCUUCUGGCAGUCUGAGUCCCAGUCCAAGCCAGCGCUCGCCUGCGCGGACACGGUCACCAUUCAGACAAGGUCAAGAAGACGGCGCCAUGCCUCCUUCGCGCCUACCAGCCUGGUACGACAGCGGCAGCGCAAUCGAAGCCAUACAAGAAGACAGCGAGCUGGACAUUACCCCUCGCCCUUCGUCCGCUCACACCAUGAUCUCACCACUCCCACAACACUCCUCCUCACACUCGCGAUCCAACUCUCUACGGAGACGCCCAGCGUCACCCCUCCACAGCCUCGGAGGAGCACCUCAACAGGCGCCAACUUCCUACCCAGGCAGCACUAUGGAGCCAAACGCACAAUUCAACACUAUUCCAUCCGGCAGUAACAGCCCAGCAUUAGGCCCGCAAAAGUACAACGAGUCUUUCCCAUCUUUGCACCACUACGCCAGUAGCAGCUCUUUUGGCAGCAUUCCGUCCACGCCCACAUCUGCCCGCUCGCGCUCACCUUCCAUCUCCUCCCUUGACACCAUCGAGGACGCGCCAGAAGAGGAGAGUGAAGCUAUAGAAACCGAGCGGAUGGAGCGGCUCAGAAUAGCAGCCGAACGGGCAGAGCAGGGCGAGAGUGACAGCGAAGGCGAAGGCACGGGCAACGGGAGGCGGAAGGGUAGUCUGGACUUGCCGCGUUACAGGAGCGGAACAGGGCUGGGGCGGGAGAAGAAGCGGUGGAGUGUGUGCGGAGGGGAGCGCAGAGCUGAUCUGGACUUGGAGACGAUUUGGGAGGACUAA